AUGUCCCCCGUCCUCACCACAAUCGCAUCCCUGUUUGCCCUCAGCAGCAGCAUCAACCUCGCAUCCGCUGCCCACGCUGGCUUCCACGUCCACUUCCCAUGGGCGACCCGUGGGCCGACUCUCGGGACUAGGCCAAGCCUCGAGCGCUUCAGCCCUUUCUGCGGGGAGCCUACACGCAAUCCUCAGCAGUACGCCCGCAGCUCCCGCACUUUUCUCUCCUUCUCUGGCCAUCCCGGAGACCUUGUCACUGUCCUUUAUACCCGACACAGGGUGCCGAGAGGGAGAGAUGAAUUCCAACACGGCAUUCUAAUGGAUGUGCCCAUUGCGCCGUCCGGGCAGCUCUGCGUCAACAUAACGCUUCAGUUUCGAACUAGGGUAGGCGAGAUGGGAGUCAUGUACUUUGAAGCAAAGGAUCCAAGGACAGGAAACUCGGAAUACCAGUGUUCGGAUGUAGAGAUGGCUGAUUUGGGUAUCGAGGCCCUCCCGGAAGAUCACCCGGCCAUGUGUGCGGCCUACAAUGAAACGCUGAUCCCGAUGCCUGACGAGUACAUGUAA
This is a messenger RNA of Cordyceps fumosorosea ARSEF 2679, 555 nucleotides long. RefSeq lists its product as hypothetical. The record is from RefSeq and is a predicted model, not a curated record. The transcript has 3 exons. NCBI's taxonomy places the organism in Eukaryota, Fungi, Ascomycota, Sordariomycetes, Hypocreales, Cordycipitaceae. The coding region runs from base 1 to 555 and encodes 184 amino acids.